AUGCGGCUUCACAAAGCUCUGUCCCAGCCCGGAGCUGGACCUGGCUCCAGCAUCCAGGAGCGGCUCAAAGGACAGUGUGUGCGGCAAAUGCUGCCCUUGGAAAGGGGGAAGAAGCUGUGAGAAGUCCUCAGGGAGAAGGGCGGCUUGCUGCAUCUCUUCUUCCAGCACCACUGCUACGACAUCGGCACCGAAUUCCCACAUGCUUUUCCCAAGGCCGAAGUGGCCGUGAAGCCCCUGCUGAGCACCCUCGGCUGGAGUAUGGAGUGCUGUGGGACCGUCUCCAUCGGCUCCCCACCGCAGGACUUCACCGUGGUCUUCGACACCGGCUCCUCCAACUGCUGGGUUCCUGCACCAGCCUGGCUUGCCCUCAGCCUUGCUGGAAGUCUUCAUUUCUUCGGCCAUGUCAAAUUUGAUGGGAUCCUGGGCUUGGGCUCCCCAAAUCUGGCUGCUGAUGGGAUCACGCCGGUGUUUGUUAACUUGGCGAACGGGGGCUUGCUGGAAGAGAACCUCGUGUUGGUCUCCCUGGCCCGGUAGCCAACAGGGCGUAUGGUCACCUUUGGGGGAAUCGAUGAGUCUUAUUUCACCGGCUCCAUCAACUGGAUCUCGGUCUCUCACCAAGGUUACUGGCAGACCUCCAUGGACAGCAUCGCGAAAUGCAUCUCGAACUGGCGCGUGUCGCUCGCGGCUGGACCGCUCUCCGGCGUCAGUAGCACGCAGAGCACAGUCGGGGCCGGGCAGGACACCUGCUGCAUCAGCAGCUUCCAGAACACCUCCGGGGACCUCUGGAUCUUGGGAGACAUCUUCAUCAGGGUGUACUACAGCAUCUUUGACCAGGCCAACAACCGUGUUGGACUGGCCAAGGCUAUUUAG
Molecule: messenger RNA, 870 nt
Organism: Phaethon lepturus (White-tailed tropicbird)
Lineage: Eukaryota; Metazoa; Chordata; Aves; Phaethontiformes; Phaethontidae
Product: embryonic pepsinogen-like
Biological process (GO): proteolysis
Molecular function (GO): aspartic-type endopeptidase activity
Source: RefSeq, a predicted model, not a curated record